AUGGACGCAGAGACAAGGGGUGCCGGGGCUGCUAUCGACCUUCAGAGAACCUCCAGCAGAUCUGCGUGGCUCUGCAGGGUGUUUUGGUUCUGGUGUGCUCAACCCCGUCUGGAUAUGUUUGUGCAGCCAGAUGCUUCCCUGGGAUACUGCUGGCCUUUCCAAGGGUCUCAGACUGAGGUGCUAAUCCAGUUGCCUGCACAAAUACAGCCGACAGCCAUCACUGUACAGCACACAUCAAAGACAGCCUCUCCACUGGGGACUGCCAGCAGUGCCCCCCGCGAUUUCACUGUCUCUGGCCUGGAUGAGGAAAGCAAGGAUGAAACUCUGCUGGGGGCAUUCACCUACACUGUGCAGAAGGAGCAGACCCAGACCUUCCCUCUGAAGAAUGAGGUUGCCAGAGCCUUUCGGAUCUUGAAGCUUGCCAUACAGAGCAACUGGGGAAAACCAGGAUACACCUGCAUUUAUCAAGUGCAGGUGUAUGGGACGAUUGUGGGAACAAAUGCCAUGGGCCAGGCACGUGUGGAGACCUUCCCUCAGUAA
Molecule: messenger RNA, 540 nt
Organism: Egretta garzetta (little egret)
Lineage: Eukaryota; Metazoa; Chordata; Aves; Pelecaniformes; Ardeidae
Product: sperm-associated antigen 4 protein-like
Exons: 5
Coding region: 1-540 (179 amino acids)
Biological process (GO): nuclear envelope organization
Cellular component (GO): nuclear envelope; meiotic nuclear membrane microtubule tethering complex
Molecular function (GO): protein-membrane adaptor activity
Source: RefSeq, a predicted model, not a curated record